UUCCUGCAUUCCCUUUUCCUUCAGCGUGAGACGUCGGAAUUGCCACAGGACUGCUAAUCUCCUUCCUCUCUCAUUUUCUCUUGGACAAACACUCAUGACACGGUGGAUUUGAUUUCGCAGUGUGAUCCGGGGUUCUCCAAGGACCAGAAUCUCCAUUUGGUCACCUCCCUCCCUCCUUCCUCCUCCUCCCCUCCUCCCUCCUGCCAUCUCUGCGGCGGUUGCCAUGGAGAACUCUUCAGUGGCGUCUGCAUCGUCUGAGGCCGGAAGCACCCGCUCACAGGAGAUAGAGGAGCUGGAGCGCUUCAUUGACAGCUACGUCCUGGAGUACCAGGUGCAGGGCAUUCUGGGAGACAAGCCAGACGGAGAAUUGGAGUUGGACAAUGACAGCAAAGAACCACAGUGGACAGAUGACUGCAUCAACCAGAGAGAUGGUAGUUGGACGUCAUCUCAGGGAAGAGGCUCUUCUAAACGUGACGAGUGGGAACACAGCAGCAAUGGCAGUACAGGAUCCAGACCCAGCUCAGGGUCCAGGCCAGGAUCCGGCUCCCGCUCUGGGAGCAGAGGAAGGAACAAUCAAUUUAAAGGAUCGCCUAAGAAUGGGAACAGAGAUAUCUCCUUUGACAUCCUGGGGACGGACAUAUGGGCAGCGAACACAAUGGACUCACGUGGAGGUGCCGGUUGGGACGUACAACCAGAAAAGCUGGAUUUCAGCCAUUUUCACAGGAAACCAAGAGGAAUGCCAAAGCAGCUGCCCCACAUUGACAGAGAGGGCAUGAGCACAAACACAUUUGCAGAAGACGAUGGAAUAGACAUGAAUGGCCUGGAGAGGUUUUUACCUCAUCUGUGCUCUGUCUUCCCACCCCUUCCUAAUGAGGCUGAGAUCGCUCACACCAAAAAGCUCUUCCGACGUAGGAGGAACGACCGACGGUUAUCACAUAACUGGAUAGAGCAGAGUUUGAUAUCCCACAUAACAUUUGAUCACUUCACCCGAGAGCAGUUAACUGUACUCCUGCCUACCGGUCCAGGGGAGAAACGACAAGUCUCAGCCAGGAGGCAGCAGCGACCUCAGGGAGGAGGAGGGGGGAAGAACCAGUCUCAACAGAUACAGCCACAGUCUCCACAGAGGCAGAGGGAUCAAAUUCACCAGCAGUCCCCAAACCAGCAAGAGUUAAAUUUAAAUGAUCAGGGAGAAUACAGACACCACAAUGCUGGUCGACCACCUCGCCAGCACCAAGGAGGACAUGCUGGACCUCGCCAAGGUGGACCACAGCAUCACGGUUACAGCCAGAACCGGCGUUGGCACCACAAUCAGAAAGGCCAGGGGCAUGGAGAGACAAACACUGUAGGCGAUAAAGAGGCAUCGCCAAGAACAACCAAAGAAACUGAGAAUGUGAUAGUGGGCGACGAGCAGAUCAGACAAGCUCAGGACUGCAACAACAGAAGUCCCAUUAAUUCACCCAGAUCUGCCCCCUCACCCAGUGCAACAGCCCUCCUAGACCCUACAGUAAGUAAGGAAGUCCUUAACAUUCAGCCAAGUGGGAAGGCAAGCGAUGGCCUGACAGAGCGGCCAAAAGUCAGUCUACUGCAGUCAUCAAAGGAGAGGCUGAGGAGGCGGCUAAAAGACAAGGAGGAGAUCCAUGCAGAGGAGUCCCAGUCCCGACCCCAGAACAUGGAUCGGCUGGUGGACCUUCUCAACAGCAUGAGGAGCAACAGCAGCGGCGUGGAACAGCAGCUAGCAUCCUUCAUGGAGGAGGCGCAGAGCUCUGCGCGGUCUGAGGAGUCGCUGGCUCAGGUGGUUGGAGCCAUUUACUCCAAGGCCGUGUCUGACCGAAGCUUCGCUGCAACGGCAGCCAGACUCUGCGACAAGAUGGCUCUGUUUAUGGUGGAGGGAACCAAGUUCAGAUCUCUGCUGCUCAACAUGCUUCAGAGAGACUUCUCCCGUCGUGAGGAGCUGCAGCAGACGGAUGUGGAGCACUGGUUGGGUUUCAUCACCUUCCUAUGCGAGGUGUUCAGCACCAUGAGGAGCAGCUCCGGCCAGCCUUUCAGGGUUCUGGUGUGCCCCAUCUUCACAUGUUUACGAGAGCUGCUUGAGUCAACAGAUGUUAAAGAGGAUGCGGUCCUUUGUUGCUCCUUGGAGUUGCACAGCACAGGGUGUCUGCUAGAGGAGCAGCUUCCUGAGAUGAUGACGGAGCUCCUAGCAGCCGUCAGGGACAAGAUGCUGAGUCCGAGCGAGUCUCAGCUGACCCGUUCCCUCCUCAUGGAGGUCAUCGAGCUGCAUGCGCAUCGCUGGAGCCCCCUGGAAGCCAUCACCACACAAUACUACAACCGUACCAUCCAGAAGCUCACCACAACAGCCUAGCAGCCGGCUCCCACCCAUGCCCAAAGUCUACUUAAAAUAUUCCUUUGCAUUGUUGCUUGCCUGGAUGAUUUACUGUUAACCGUUUGCCGCUACUGAACUUGACAUUUCAUAAAACAGGUGGCGGUGGAUGGGGGCAAACCUCCAGAAAGCUACCAAACAUCCAUGUGACAAAAUGACAACACUACAUGUUGGUAAAGUUACAGAGUUUAGUGUCCUGAGCCGGGGGUGGGGGGCGUGCUUGGCCACACAGAAUCGGGGAGCUGACCGGGCUUUGGUGGUGCAGAGAUUAAAAGAGGGGGAGGAGAGGUCAGCAGCUUGUCCAUGGGGAAUAAAGAGAUCUGCAUGGUGGGGGGGUCAGGGUGGUCUGUGUCAGUCUCUUAUUGUGUUCAUUCACCAAGCCCCCCCCCCCCCCCCCCCCCUCCCUCAAUCUCUUUCUCCUCCAUCGCCUAUGUCUCCUCAGCAGCCCCUGGGGUUUUACUGGCUGAUAAAAGAGAGACAGGGGAGGCGGCGGGGCGCAGACACGGCGCUGUCUGUCUGUGCCGUCUGCCCGCCGGGGUGGGGGACCAGGUCAUAGGGUCUUACAGGGGAGCUCCCCAUCCCGUCGCUACAUGCCCCCCCCCCUCUAAGGGGAUGAGACAGCAGGCCUGCUGGGCUGGGCUGAGGAUCAGGCUCAGGCUGGCUGAAGUAGGGUGGCAGAUGGCUGCUCGGGCCCCUGUGAGGCGACACACUCCAAGCACAGCCCGCCGUCGCCCCCGACUCCCCAUUAAAGCAGCAGAAACCCUGUAGUGACGUGGGCUGCAUCAAAACAUUGAAGCAGACGCUGCCGCCUGAUGAUUCCUUUGUUUUUUCGUCUUGCGGGGGAAUGUCUCUUGUCCUCCGCCCAGCAGUUCCUGUCCGUGCUUUAUUUACCACAGCAUUGAUUUUUGUUAUCCAUUUUUAAUCAUGUACUGUUUUUACCAUCGACGUCUCGUUUUUAUGCUAAAACAUAGAAGUAGACUCUAUUGCACAGCUUGGAUUCAUUUUGCACUGUUUCCAUGUCAUUUUGCUUUAUAUUUGGUAAUAAGCUCGGAGAAAAAGUUCAAAUUUGAAGCAGUUGAGAGUAAAUAUUACACGGUUGUAGUAAAAGAAGGGGGUUGCACAGCGUGAUGGAGUUUAGGUUGUUCUAAUUGCCUAGUGGCCUUUGUUUUUUUAAUAGGACCUCUGUUUUUUUUCCUGGUUUGUCGGUUUCUUGGCAGACCGCAUGCUGACUAGCUGGACCUCAUCACAAACAUUUGUUUGCAGAAGGAAAAAACAAUAAUAUAAGGAAAACAACAGAAGCAUGGCUGCAGCCAGUGUUUCAUAGGAGUUGUGUUGGAUCUCGCUUUAAUUUGUCAAAUAACUAUUAUCCUGUGUAUUUAAAAAUCACUGCUAUGAGAGAAGCUAUUAUUAUUUGAAUGAUCUUUUCAUUUGUGAUCUUUUUAUUUUUCCAAGCUAAUGUUUGUAGCAUAGGAUUGAUGUAUCAACAAGCCAAACAUGCAUCAUGUUUAAAUGGGCUUUAUGUAUAAUCUGCAUUUAGGACUUUAGGUAUUUAACUAAAACGCAACGGAGCGAAAUGGUGCAGUGGAGCUGUUACACUAAAAAUGAAAACCGUCUUGCUACACUAACUCUUUGGAGUUGCUUUGGAGGUAUCUUUUGCAAAAAUGCACGCAUAUAGGUGCAAAUGUUGCAAUCAGAAAUAAACAACCCCCUCCUCACCAAUCCCUUAGCAAUGAUGUGAAUGGAAGUUAAAGAGAGU
Messenger RNA from Cyprinodon tularosa, 4133 nucleotides. It is a transcript of the gene ctif, whose product is annotated as CBP80/20-dependent translation initiation factor. Lineage: Eukaryota; Metazoa; Chordata; Actinopteri; Cyprinodontiformes; Cyprinodontidae. Bases 224 to 2359 code for a protein of 711 amino acids. The record is from RefSeq and is a predicted model, not a curated record. Gene Ontology annotation, molecular function: protein binding; RNA binding; translation activator activity. Gene Ontology annotation, cellular component: cytosol. The transcript has 15 exons. Gene Ontology annotation, biological process: regulation of translational initiation.